Molecule: messenger RNA, 4124 nt
Organism: Hevea brasiliensis (rubber tree)
Lineage: Eukaryota; Viridiplantae; Streptophyta; Magnoliopsida; Malpighiales; Euphorbiaceae
Exons: 1
Coding region: 841-3681 (946 amino acids)
Source: RefSeq, a predicted model, not a curated record
CAAUGUCCUUUCUCAGUGCUUGUCAAGGAGGGGUUAGUGUGGAAGAUUGUGGAGAGAGAGAGAGAGAGAGAGAGAGAGAAUAGCGGGUUCUCAAUAUACGUCUUAGUUUAGGUUUGGAUUUACUAGUCACAGAGUAAAUAAGCAUUAAAUGUGCAGAGGGGUUUGCUUUGCCUGCUUUUAUUUGUGUUGCAGGGAAGAGAGUGAAAAUCAAGAAAGAGAAGUUCUUUGUGAGCUCUCUGAGUUGUGCUAGUGGAGUUUUGGCAUAUCUUCACCUGCAGAUUUUAAGGCUUUAAGGGCUUUCUUUCCUUUCUACUAACCGUCAAGAUUAUGUGAAACCCUUUUCUCCAUCUUUUUUACUGAUUUUCUUGCUGAAUGCGAGUUUCUUUUGCAAAAUUUGGGGAUCUGGGUUUUGGGUUCUAGGGUUUGACUGUUUCUCUUUCUUGAGUUUCUUCCAAAUUUGUUUUCCUUGUUUAACUUUUCACUGAAUGGGGCUUUGACUUUAUUGAAUUCUGUCAUUUGAAUUUUGGGUUUUAUGUUUCUGUGGGUUUUCACCUGGAAAUUUUUGGAGCUGGGCUGACAUCUUUUUUAGUUUCUAUAAAUUUCUCUUUCAUUUUCAGGUUCUUCAUUUCUAGUUAGUUUAUUGAAGAAAUCUAUAUUCACAGCUUUGUUGAUCUAGUUCUAAAGCGAAAACCCUUUCUACAGAACCUAGAAUUUGAAACUGACCCUCCACUGUUUCUCGGACAUGGGCUAAACUCAACUGAAACCAACUGUUUCCUUGAGUCUUGAGCUAGGUUACUUUCUUCAUUCUCGCUCAGAUUGGUUGUAAAGUCAAAAGCUUUGAUGCAUCUUUCACUGUGGAAGCCCAUAUCUCAUUGUGCUGCUCUAAUCCUGGACAAGAAGAGCAGGAAAAAGGAUGGGUCUGAAUCCAAUCUUGAACUCAAGAAGAACUCGUCAAUUCUUCGGAAACUGCAAGAACAUAAGCUCAGGGAGGCUCUUGAAGAAGCAUCUGAAGAUGGGUCUCUCUUCAAAUCCCAAGACAUGGAGUCUGAGUCACUUGGAAACCAGGACGAGAGCCUUGGGCGAUCAAGAUCCCUAGCGAGACUACAUGCCCAGCGUGAAUUCUUACGUGCCACUGCCCUUGCUGCAGAACGCAUAUUUGAGUCUGAAGAUUCCAUUCCUGACCUCCAUGAGGCUUUCUCCAAGUUCCUCACAAUGUACCCUAAGUACCAGUCUUCAGAGAAGAUUGAUCAGCUAAGAUCAGAUGAGUAUGGACAGUUGAGUCCAAAGGUAUGCCUUGAUUACUGUGGAUUUGGGCUUUUUUCAUAUCUUCAGACUUUGCAUUAUUGGGAUUCUUCUACAUUUAGCUUAUCUGAGAUAACUGCAAAUUUGAGUAAUCAUGCUCUUUAUGGUGGUGCUGAGAAAGGCACUGUGGAACAUGAUGUAAAGACCAGAAUUAUGGAUUAUCUGAACAUCCCUGAGCAUGAGUAUGGCCUUGUUUUUACUGUGAGUAGAGGUUCCGCAUUUAAAUUGCUUGCAGAAUCGUACCCUUUUCAUACCAAUAAGAAGUUGUUGACCAUGUUUGAUUAUGAGAGCCAGUCUGUGAGUUGGAUGGCUCAGAGUGCCAAAGAAAAAGGUGCAAAAGUUUAUAGCGCAUGGUUCAAAUGGCCAACUCUUAAACUCUGUUCCACUGAUUUGAGAAAGCAAAUUUCAAGCAAGAAGAGGAGGAAGAAGGACUCUGCAGUUGGUUUGUUUGUAUUUCCAGUGCAGUCAAGAGUUACUGGGGCCAAGUAUUCAUACCAAUGGAUGGCACUGGCUCAGCAGAACAAUUGGCAUGUCUUGCUUGACGCUGGGUCAUUGGGUCCCAAAGAUAUGGAUUCACUUGGGUUGUCCUUGUUUCGGCCUGAUUUCAUUAUUACUUCAUUUUACAGAGUAUUUGGGCAUGAUCCAACUGGCUUUGGUUGUCUUCUUAUCAAGAAAUCUGUGAUGGGAAACCUUCAGAAUCAGUCUGGAAGUACAGGGUCUGGAAUGGUAAAAAUCACACCUGAAUAUCCUUUGUAUUUGAGUGAUUCUGUUGAUGGUCUGGACAGAUUGGUUGGUAUUGAAGAUGAUGAAGUUGUUGGGAAUGCUGAAACUACAACAGAAACUCGCCCAGGCUCACAGUUGCCUGCCUUUUCUGGUGCAUUUACAUCUGCUCAGGUGAGGGAUGUAUUUGAGACAGAGAUGGAACAGGAUAACAGUUCUGAUAGAGAUGGGACGAGCACCAUAUUUGAAGAAAUUGAAAGUAUUUCAGUUGGUGAAGUAAUGAAAAGCCCAGUCUUUAGUGAAGAUGAAUCGUCAGACAACUCAUUCUGGAUUGAUUUGGGUCAGAGUCCAUUGGGAUCAGACACAGCAGUUCAGUUAAACAAACAGAAAAUGUCCUCUCCCUUACCACCUUUCUGGUUUUCUGGCAAGAAUAGCCACAAGCGAAUCUCUCCAAAACGAACAUCAAAGAUAUAUGGCAGCCCAAUAUAUGAUGACAGGGGGGUAAACAUGGGGCCACAAGAUGACCAUCAUAUGCUGUCUUUUGAUGCUGCUGUGAUGUGUGUUUCACAGGAAUUGGACCAUGUUAAGGAGGUUCCUGAAGAAGAACAGUUGACAGAAACAAACUGCACUCUGCCAAAUGGUAAAAAGGGUUCCGAUCGUCCACAUGUUCGUGAGAUUGAGGAAGAACCUGGAACCAGCAACCCACAUUCAGCUGGUUCUUUGUCAAAUUCUGCUGUAAAUAGAUCUAAACUCAAUAAUUCAACAUCUGCUGCUGUGCAUCAUAGCCUAGCAAAUGGCUCAACCUCAGCAAUUGGCUCAGAGAUGAAAGAGAGUGCUAUCAGAAGAGAAACAGAAGGUGAAUUCAGGUUGUUGGGAAGAAGGGAAGGGAAUAGAUAUGCUGGUGGUAGAUUUUUUGGUUUGGAAGAGAAUGAACAUCCAAGCAGGGGAAGAAGGGUAUCAUUUAGCAUGGAGGACAACCAUAAUGAUCAUCUAAGUCGUGCUCAGGAGCCAGGAGAAGUAUCUGUAACCAGCCUGGAUGAUGAAGAGUACACAAGUGAUGGGGAAUAUGGCGAUGGGCAAGAGUGGGAUAGGAGGGAACCUGAGAUUAUUUGCCGGCAUUUGGAUCAUGUGAAUAUGUUGGGUCUCAAUAAAACCACACUUAGGCUGAGAUUUUUGAUCAAUUGGCUUGUGACCUCAUUGCUUCAACUAAGGUUUCCCAGUUCAGAUGGGGAAGGAAGAGUGCAUCUUGUUCACAUCUAUGGCCCGAAAAUAAAAUAUGAAAGGGGUGCAGCUGUUGCUUUCAACGUUAGAGAUAGAAAUCGGGGGCUGAUAAAUCCAGAAGUUGUUCAGAAGCUUGCUGAAAGAGAAGGUAUCUCUCUUGGCAUUGGUUUUCUUAGUCACAUAAGGAUAUUGGAUAGCCCAAAACAGCAGCGUGGUAAUUUGAACCUUGAAGAUACCACUCUAUGUAGGCCAAUGGAAAAUGGGCAACACAAUGGAAAAAGUGGGUUCAUAAGGAUUGAGGUGGUCACUGCAUCUCUGGGAUUUCUCACCAACUUCGAGGACGUUUACAAAUUAUGGGGUUUUGUUUCCAAGUUUCUUAAUCCAGCCUUUAUCAAAGAGGGUAGUCUUCCAACAGUUGAAGAGGGGACAGAGACGUGAGUUCCGCAAUAUUACAGUUCCAGGAUGAAACAAGUGGAUGCUUUUGAGCAUGUAAAAUCAAUUGGGGUAUAAAUCUGAGAGUCAGAGCUGAAGAUCAGAAGCUACAGAGAAGCUCGGAAAGUGUUUAUGGCCAUAUUCUUUUGCUCUUCCUCCGGACUCUAUGAUUCAACGGGUGAAUUUGUUAAUUCUUGCUUGUUUGAUUUUUCCCCCCCUUUCUCCUUUUGGGUCAUUGUAGAGGGUGGCAUUAGAAUUUAUAUAUCAACUCGGGAAGUUAUGUUGACCUCAAAGCAGAUUUGUAUGGGUGGCAAUUUCUCCACUCAACAAUCUGCUUUUGGUCUAAAUACAAAGUCAAAAUUUCUUGCUUCUGUUAAAAAACUUGACCUUAUUUUUGCCUGUUGUAGUUUAUAAUACAAUUCAGUGGCAGGAAGGCAGUGUUUUGCUUA